AUGGCUCACUCGAAAGAUGAUGCUGUUAUUUACGACUACAUUGUCAUUGGAGGUGGUACAAGUGGUGCAGUCGCAGCUCGGCGUUUGGCAGAAAGAAGUGCAACCUUUAGUGUGUGUCUUCUUGAAGCAGGCCCCAGUCACGAAGGUAUAGUCAAUAGUCAGAUGCCUGGCGGUCUGCUAUCAAUGUUCAAGACUCCAUACGACUGGGACUAUGUUACCGUUACUCAAAAAGGAUGCAAUAAUCGUAUUAUCUCUGCUCCACGAGGUCGUUUUCUCGGUGGUUGUAGUGGAAUGAAUGGUACACUGCUCAUCCGAGGUGCCAAAGCAGACUAUGACCGAAUUGCAGAAAUGGGAAAUCCAGGAUGGAGUUGGGAUGAAAUGUUACCUUAUUUUAAGGCGUCUGAGACGUUUCAUCCAGCUGAAUGGCACCAAGCAGACUUGACUGCCCAUGGUACUGAUGGACCUCUGCACACCGAGCCGUAUUCUCUUGCACCCAUCUCUGAAAAAGUUCUUGAAUCAUUUAUUAACAGCGGCUUUGAUUACAAACCAGAUAUGUUUGUACAGGGUGAUUAUGAAGGUCGUACAAUCGUAUUAUUCGAUACAGUUCACUAUGCAGCUAUUGCCGUGAAUGAACAAAUGGAUAUGAUGCGUGAUAUAUCAUCUUAUUGUUUAAAAGUCGUUGAACUUCAACGAAUAUUAUCUGAUUUGGAUAUUUUUAUAUCGAAUCUUCCUAUAAAUAUAAAUAAAACAACAUCAAAUGAUAUAAUUCAUACACUUACAUAUGAACAAACUUCAGAUUUUAUUCCAAAAAAAAAACAAAAAGAAACAAAUUCAAUUAUAAGGCAACAAGAAAAACGUAUUAAACAAUUAAGAAAAACUAUUCAAAUAAUAGGAGAAUAUUUACGAAAAAUAUCUUCUCUAUCUUCUGCCGAUUUAUCAUAUUGUAUUCAGUCUUCAGUUUUCAUUGAUCAACCAACAAUUAUUUCAUCAAAUUCAAUUCAUUCUCAGCAAACAUCAACUAUUGUUCAAAAAUCUUGA
Molecule: messenger RNA, 1038 nt
Organism: Rotaria sp. Silwood1
Lineage: Eukaryota; Metazoa; Rotifera; Eurotatoria; Philodinida; Philodinidae
Source: the annotation of a GenBank genome assembly